Molecule: messenger RNA, 846 nt
Organism: Rosa chinensis
Lineage: Eukaryota; Viridiplantae; Streptophyta; Magnoliopsida; Rosales; Rosaceae
Product: G-type lectin S-receptor-like serine/threonine-protein kinase RKS1
Exons: 1
Coding region: 1-846 (281 amino acids)
Source: RefSeq, a predicted model, not a curated record
AUGUCACUGUUGCGUACCAACAAAGUUGCAAAUGCCCAAAAAAUGUUCUUCAAAACUCUGCUUCUCUUCUUCCUCUUCCGAUUUUGCGAUUCCAGGGACACCAUAACAUGGAACCAAGAACAACUGAAGGAUGAUGGUGGAGUUUUAGUGUCCAAACAGAGCAAGUUAGAAUUGUGUUUCUUCAGCCCCGGAAAUUCUAGCAACUGGUAUGUUGGAAUUUGGUAUUCUCAGACUAGAGUAUCUAAUAAAACAGUGGUGUGGGUUGCAAACAGGAACAAUCCCAUCAAUGAUACCUCUGGUGUGCUCAAAAUAAACAGGUAUGGAGAACUAGUCCUUUAUGCUUAUAACAAGGAGAGCACUCCUAUUUGGUCUACUAAUGUGUCGCGGUCGGUUCAAAAUGUUAACAUAAGCACUUUAUCUGCACAGCUUUUAGAUACAGGAAAUCUAGUUGUGUUCCAGGAUGAUAAUAAUGAAAACUUUUUAUGGCAAAGCUUUGAUCAUCCUAUAGAUACUUUAAUUCCAGGUAUGAAAGUUGGGGUGAAUUGGAAAACUGGGAAAGAAUCGGUUUUAACAUCUUGGAAGUCACAAGAUGACCCUGCAAUUGGGGACUCUACCUUAAGGCUCUAUCCAAAUCAGAUUGCAUCCCCUGAAAUUUUUAUGUACAAGGGUUUGAGUAAGUAUUCGCGAAGUCUAGGGCCAUCGCCUAGUGUGGUCACUAAUCAAGAGGAAACUUAUUAUCUCAUGGAUGACACCAAUGCAAUUACAAGAGCAACAGUGAUUGAUUCUGUGCACAAGCGCUUUACAUGGGAUGAUGGUGGCCUUCAAUGGAAGGAAGAAUACUCUUAA